AGCAAGCGAGGUGCGCGUGCGCAAGCCACUCCGCCGACACUCGCCGACACGGACGCAAUGGCGACACGACCAUUUCUGUUUUUGCUGUGCGUCUCUGCAGCCUUAGCAGAACCUGCACCUGAGCCUGCACCAGGAAGAAUACCUAAAGUCUACAAUACUCUGAUCACCUCGAACCAGAACUUAGAACCCAGUAAAGCCUUCCCAGUUUAUCAGCCCGUGUUGCACAACGCAGCCUUCCCUUACCCGAUACAACCUGUAUACUUGGGUGAUUUACCACUGACAAAUACCCUCAUCCAACCCGCACUGGCACCAGCUGCAAUCGUACCCAAACAGCCAGUUGAGCCAACAUCUGCAUCAUCUGAACCCUCCAUAGAUAAAGUAUCAACCGAAAAUCCACCACCUGCAGAACCUUCAAGCGAAGCACCAGAUUCCAGCAACAAGGACCAAGCUACUGAGGCACCUCCAUCGCCACCCAAAACAGAAGCUCCUAUACCGCUUAACGAAUUCGGACUACCACCACAAGUGAUCCCAUUGGGACGUUUCGGAUCAGGAUUCGAAUAUACGCAAAUCAAUACCUUUCCAUACUCAUAUCCAGGACUAAGAUUCUACGAUCCAUACGAUGCAUUCGGAUUUCAUCCUUACACAAACUUCCCAAUUUACAAUCGGCCAUUUAAUAAUUACUAUGGACAGAUUCCCCUCAGCAACUCGAUAGUAGGAAACCAAGCGCCAGCCAUCUCUCAAGCAAAAGAAGAAACGGAGCAAUCACAGCCCCCGUCAUCUGAAUCUGGCGAUCUUAACAUUCUGAAUUAUUCUUCGAAAGACCCAGCGAUACCUAAUGUUCCUCCACCACCUUUACCUCAAGGAGGACUCAAACCUGACAAGGAAUAAGUUUUUAUAAAAGAUUUAUUGAUCCCUUAGAUAGUGAUACGAAUAUGCUCAUUAGUAAUUAUAAAUUUAUAUUAUAUAGUUAGGAAAAAGUUCCUUAUUAGAAACGAUUUAAAUAUAUUUUGUAUAUUAUUGUACAGUAUAAGAUGACCUUCAUUUUCAAUAAAGUUUUAUAUUACAAUUAUUAAAUUAAA
Molecule: messenger RNA, 1079 nt
Organism: Leptidea sinapis
Lineage: Eukaryota; Metazoa; Arthropoda; Insecta; Lepidoptera; Pieridae
Exons: 3
Coding region: 58-888 (276 amino acids)
Source: RefSeq, a predicted model, not a curated record